Molecule: messenger RNA, 1199 nt
Organism: Megalops cyprinoides (Indo-Pacific tarpon)
Lineage: Eukaryota; Metazoa; Chordata; Actinopteri; Elopiformes; Megalopidae
Product: P2Y purinoceptor 14
Exons: 2
Coding region: 186-1199 (337 amino acids)
Biological process (GO): G protein-coupled receptor signaling pathway
Cellular component (GO): membrane
Molecular function (GO): G protein-coupled purinergic nucleotide receptor activity
Source: RefSeq, a predicted model, not a curated record
AGCCACACAGGCUGAUGAAUCCUCCAAUCCAGCAGAAAUCUCUCACCUGUCCUCAGCCCUGAAGAAGGACUCUCGCCAAAUAUUUCACUUCUGUUUCGACCAAUCCUUUCCUGUAACCUCUUCACAAAAACACCAUCCGGAGGACAGCUCAUCCAUCUCGCAGCCAUCUCAAGGUACAGGUGAACAUGAACUUCAGCAACACUACCACCUCCAGCGUCAAUGGCACUGACUUCCACAGUGUCUUCACCCACAAGGUGCUGCCAGUGCUGUACAUCCUGAUCUGUGUGGUGGGCCUGGUUCUGAACGCGCUGGCUGCGUGGAUCUUCCUGCGGGUGCCCUGCUGCUCAGGCCUCGUGGUGUACCUGAAGAACAUGGUGGUGGCUGACCUGCUGAUGCUGCUCUCCUUCCCGUGGCGCGUGGCCAGCGACCUGGGGCUGGGCGACUGGCAGCUCCGCGUGGUGGUGUGCAGGUACACCGCCGUCCUCUUCUACUCCAGCAUGUACGUGGGCAUCGUGUUCCUGGGCCUCAUCAGCCUGGAGCGCUACAUGAAGAUCGUGCACGCCUCCGGCUCCCCCUCGUCCGCCUCCACGCUGCUGCAGAGCGUGACAGUGGCGCGGGGGCUAUCCUUCCUCACCUGGGCCCUGAUCGUGCUGUCCGUCAUGCCCAACUCCCUGCUGACCAGCCGGCCGGCGGACGAGGAGAGCUCCAGGCACUGCAUGCAGCUCAAGACCCAGCUGGGGCUGCAGUGGCACCGUGCCUCCACCUUCCUGUGCGUGGGCCUCUUCUGGGCCACCUUCCUGCUGCUGGCCUUCUGCUAUGCCUCCAUCGCCCAGAGGGUGUACAGGUCGUACCGACGGGUGCGGAGGGACAGCAGCGAGGCGUGCAAGAAGUCCAACCGCAGCAUCUUCAGCAUCCUGCUGGUGUUCUUCCUGUGCUUCGUGCCGUACCACGUGUGCCGCGUCCCCUACACGCUCAGCCAGACCUCAGGCGCGGCCUUCAGCCGACACAGCCGCUUCCUGCUCUUCCAGGUGAAGGAAGGGACCCUCUUCCUGUCCGCCCUCAACGUCUGCCUGGACCCCGUCAUCUACUUCCUCAUGUGCCGGACGUUCCGCGAGUCGCUGCUCAAGAAGUUCUCCGGCACGCCGGAGGAGGCGAGGAGAAGGUCGCUGACCACUCCCCACAGUGUCAGUAACCUGUGA